GAUUUUCACACUAAUCGAGUGCAGUGUUAAGGUGAAAUCGCAAUCACACGCUCCCAUUUAUUCUUUCAACACUUACACUAACGCAAAUCAAUUAACAAGAGAAUUUUCAUUUUUUAUCCUUAACCUUAAUAAAGUCGAAUAGUUAGAUCGACAGUAUCAUUUGGAGUCCGCAUUCACUGUUUUGGUAUUAGUUCUGGUGCGCACACGCACUCCGCGCAGCGCAGGCCUCAGUGCGACCGCAACGCUCGCUCAGUAUAAACUUGAAACGAAACGAUCGUGAACUGUGACAGUUGAACUCUGUGUUUGUUUGUGUUUGAUUUAUUCAUUUAUAUAGAUCGAUACUGCAUUGAGUUGACUGGAAUCUGAUAAACCACCUGUCUUCUCAACCUGGUUUUCCCGUCGUAUCGGACCCAGAAGUACUACUUCAACUAACGUACUGCUGGCAAUGAUAACGAAGAAAGCAGCUUAAAAAACUGAAUUGAUCUGGUGUGCCAUUUCAAAAUGCGAAACAACAAAAGUUGUCGGAAUUAACAUAAUAUCGCGCCAGGAAUGCUGAAGAAAUCUCCAACAAAAAUGGACCACAGAAUAUUUCUUUUAUUGGCGCUGUCCGCGCAUCUGUGUUUGGUGUCCGCUGACAACAAUGCCUUCCUCACGCAGACAGUGUAUGGGUUCUUGGACUUUACCACCACGAUAGGAAACACGGUUAUGGUCUUCUCGCCCCAGUCUGCUCCCCCACCAGAACCACCGAAAACUGAAAAAUCUAUUCAAGAAAAUGCUAUCGAGACGAAACCACCACCAGUUAGUGACGUAAAGCCUGAAGCUAUAAAACCAAGCAAAACUAUCGACAAAACAAAUCAUAAAGCCUCCUCGCCGUCAAGCUCUAUUUCGGUUGUUACAUCUAAAAAAGAGGACAAAAAAGCGAGUACUCCAAAAUCUGUCGUUAAAGAACAAAAACCAAUAGUAACCAAAGUUGAGGUGGUAACUGGACCUUCAAAAAUUGUUGAAAAUCCACAAAAAUCGGUGAAACAAAGUGAUAAAGUUCAAAAGAAUUCACCUGCUAAGAGCUCUAAUGCUAUAAGUAGCAAAGUUGAAGUGAAAGCUAACGCCGUACAACCCUCUAUUAUUUCGAAAGUUAAUAGCGUGGUUCACGUUCAAUCCAGUCAGUACGACGAAGAACCAGCAAUAUUAGUAUCCAAUAACAUUGGAGAGCCGGAGUACGAUUACUUAUCUCGUCAGCCAUCUGAGUUUGUCGAGGAAACUUAUAAAGUAAUCAAUAUUCGCCCAUCAAAAUCUCAUGGCCACAAGCCAAAAAACAAUGGUAAGAACCGUCAUCAACCCACACCACCACCAGAUGACGAUGAGCAUCCGCUGGGCCUUGUGACAACUCUCGGUGGCACGAUCGUCAAUAAUGGACUAACAACGGUUCACGAAACCAGUGUUAUCGGCACAUACAUAUCAGGAAAAUAUGCUCAGGUACUUAACAGCAACUCAAAAAUAUUGAACUCCGGUCACAAGGCAAAGAUUAGUCCGAGUCAACCUCAUAGAAUUACAAAGACAGCGGCGCCAUCUAUAUCCAAAAAUCAUAGACAUAAUCUGGAACCGACGCCAUCAGCGGGAGACGAAGAUUCAAGUCACAACAAGAAUACGCGAAGACAAGUCAACGGUGGUAGCUCAUUCAAGAGUCACAGGCACCGAUCUCAAAAUAAUGAAAAUUCUAACGCUGAACCUACUGCACCUCAAGCUCCUCAGGGCAAGAAAUAUAAAAACAGAAAUCAUUCAUCGCAAUCUCAAAGAGCACAAAAUAAAGAGGAACAAUCUUCUCAAGGAUAUACGACUAGGCGUAACAAAAAUAGCUCUAACCGACACAAAUCAACUGCUACCAAUGCAGGAAAUAACGAGGGUCAAUCAAAACGUUUCAAAGGUCGCAUCCAACCAUCAUCCGUAGAGCAGGUAACUCCUGCAGCAUCAACAAGCGUUUAUAAAUUCAAAUUAAACAGAACCCCAAGCACAGGCCGUUGGCAAUAUAAAACUAGUCCGAAACCAAAAGUGACUAUAAGGAAAUCUAGCGAGGACGACCAACAAACAACGCCUAGCUACAAUCCCUUAUUGGAUGAUCCCGCUAAUGACCUUUCUGCGAGAGCACGAUCUGAUAAUGAUUUGGAGCUAUCCGGCUCACAAAGUGGUCCAGGAACACUGCUCGAGAAUGAUACAGAUGACAACUCUAUUGAAAAGUUACCCCCGGUAGAAACACUGAAGGUUGAAAUUAGUACUCCCGCUGAUUUUCAUGAUGUGUAUUACGAAAUAGCUACUCUAAAAUCGCCAUACACAUUCCAGGUUGGGCGAGUAAAAAACACCAGAAUAAUAACUGUUACAACAACGAUCGAAAAACGAAUCGAACCUACAAUAGUGCCUUCACAAAGUUCUCUCAACGAACCGUUGACAGAAAAUAUAUUAGCGACAGCAUCACCGUAUGGGAAAGAUAAUUAUUUCUUAGAUUCAAGCAUUGCUACUUUACCAGCGAUAACGCUAUCUUCCGAUGUCGAAACACCACCACUAGAAACGGUCACAGAAACGUUCAGUACGACGCAAAACAUGCUCAAGACCCACAUUUUACCAGUCAUCAGAGAGCCGAAUAUUACCAGCAGCCUCACUUUCAUUCAAACUUAUCAUGUGACGAGACUAGUGACGGCCACAAAAACUCUACCGCCCAUGGAAUUCUUCCAGUUCAUCCCAAGUAAAACAUUAAAAGAGUUCAACAGUCGUCUAGAUGAAGCUGGAUCCGAAUUACAUUUGGAAUUGGACUUCGGCGACAGCAACGAAGACGAGGAAGGCCACUUGCGUCGCGUGUUCCCAUCCGACCUAGAUCUCGCGAACAUCGGGUCAAACUUCGAUUUGACAGAAAUCGAUAAGUACCGAGACAACCACUUGCGACUCAAGAAAGCGCACGGACAGAAUAAGAACAACCAAGUGACCGAAGCUCCGAGUCCCUCCACGCCCGCUCUCACUCCGGAACAGGCUCAGCAGCUCGCCCUCCUGAGGUUGUUGAACCCGGCCGCGGCUGCUCAGAUUCCGAACGUCGUCACUACUUCCAAGCCGGUCUUGAAGUAUGAAACCAUCUACGAGUCCCACGUGAUCCCCUUCUUCAACGGCAGAUCGACCGUGGAGAGCACUAUAUCUCGGCCCGUGGCGACGGUCACGAAAACCGAGUACGAAAUAGGCACGAGCAGCCUGCCCGCUCUACCUCUGAACCCCCUGUUCCCUCAGCAGCAGUUCACGGUGACGUCGACGCCCGUGAUCGUGAACACCGAGGUCGUGGCGACCGACAGUCAGGUUCUGAAGCUGACGUUCGGCGCCAAGACCCUCUACACGACGUUGUUCACGACCAAAGUCGUACCCACGGUGCUGACGUCGUACGUGACGUCAUCGGUCCCCGUGCAGCCGAGCGCCGCCCCGGGAUUCCCCGGCUACUUCCCCGCUCCCUACCCACCGUUCCCCUACGUAGGUUAAAUGGACAGUGAAAAACGACAGUGCGUUUGAGUGAUAAGUGAUACCGUGACGACGCGUUAGUGAAAUUGAGUGAUGAAGUGCCGUACGAGAAAUAUAUGUCGCAAACUCGAACAGUGCUAAAAGCGUAGUUGUGAUUUAUGAACUUACAUAUAUAUUGAGACGGUUGUGUUUGUGAAUUGCUCAUCAUUUCAUUGUAAAUCGUUGAUAUAAAUAAUAAUUAUUACCAUUAAUAAAUUAAUAUUAAUUAAUCGAUGUAAUGAUCUAAAUUUUAGUUAAUACUCAUUUAAAAUUCGUUCUCGUAACUUCUUCGCAUUUCGUCAUUAUUGAUGAUUUUUGUCUAAUUUAACGGCUUAUUAAAUUAGAUAUCUAAUGCGCGAACAAAUUUUGAGAACAGUCUACCUGCUAAAGGAUUAAAUUCGCUGACGUGUAACACCAGGGAAUUUGUAAAUAUGUUAUUUAUGUUUUGUAUAUAUUGUGUACUUUUUAAUCUA
Aricia agestis (brown argus) is the source of this 3998-nucleotide messenger RNA. RefSeq lists its product as uncharacterized. Bases 550 to 3507 code for a protein of 985 amino acids. NCBI's taxonomy places the organism in Eukaryota, Metazoa, Arthropoda, Insecta, Lepidoptera, Lycaenidae. The transcript has 10 exons. The record is from RefSeq and is a predicted model, not a curated record.